UCGAUGACGAGUUCGCUCACUGGACAAUCAUAUUGAUUCCAUUUAUUUCGGUGUCGUCGCCGCCGAAGUCCGCAGGCGGAUGCGACGAACCUAGAUAGAUAGGAAUAUUUUUUUCGUGUAUUGUGUUAAACUAUCAAAAUGGGGUCGUUGUUUCGGAGUGAGGAAAUGACUUUGUGUCAACUUUUCCUACAGAGUGAAGCAGCCUAUGCUUGCGUGUCUGAACUUGGUGAAUUGGGGCUCGUACAAUUCCGCGACUUAAAUCCUGACGUAAACGCUUUCCAACGCAAAUUCGUCAACGAAGUGCGUCGCUGCGAUGAAAUGGAACGCAAGUUACGUUAUCUCGAGAAAGAGAUCAGACGGGAUGGAAUUCCCAUGCUCGAGAUACCGGGAGAGGUCCCGGAGGCGCCUCAGCCCAGGGAGAUGAUUGAUCUUGAGGCAACAUUUGAGAAGCUUGAAAAUGAACUGCGUGAAGUCAAUCAGAACGCGGAAGCUCUGAAGAGAAAUUAUCUCGAACUGACUGAGCUCAAACACAUUCUUAGGAAGACGCAAGUAUUUUUUGACGAGCACGAGGGCGGUGCCAAUACCACUGAAUCAAUGACGCGCGCCCUGAUAUCCGACGAUCCGAACAAACAUAUGGGACAGGUUCAGCUAGGUUUCCGGGAUAAACAAGAGUCCUUGGAAUUCCUGCCUUGUUUCGUCGCUGGCGUUAUACUUCGUGAGCGUAUACCGGCAUUUGAGAGGAUGCUAUGGAGGGCUUGUAGGGGAAACGUAUUUCUCAGGCAGGCUGAGAUCGACACACCAUUGGAGGACCCGUCAUCUUCGGACCAGGUUUACAAGUCCGUGUUCAUAAUAUUCUUCCAAGGAGAUCAACUGAAGACACGCGUUAAGAAGAUAUGCGAAGGGUUCCGCGCCACGUUGUACCCUUGCCCCGAAGCGCCGGCCGACAGGCGCGAAAUGGCUAUGGGUGUGAUGACCAGGAUCGAGGACUUGAAUACGGUUCUCGGCCAAACCCAAGACCACCGCCACCGCGUGCUCGUAGCAGCCGCCAAGAACAUCAAGAACUGGUUCGUGAAGGUCCGCAAGAUCAAGGCCAUCUACCACACCCUCAAUCUUUUCAACUUGGACGUCACGCAGAAAUGCUUGAUCGCCGAAUGCUGGGUGCCUGCUUUGGAUAUGGAGACCAUUCAGCUAGCUUUGAGGAGAGGAACUGAACGAAGCGGGAGUUCCGUCCCACCGAUUUUGAACCGCAUGGAGACGCUGGAGGACCCGCCGACGUACAACCGCACCAACAAGUUUACCUCCGCCUUCCAGAACCUCAUCUACGCGUACGGCGUGGCCACCUACCGCGAGGUCAACCCCGCCCCGUACACGAUCAUCACGUUCCCGUUCCUGUUCGCGGUGAUGUUCGGCGACCUGGGCCACGGCGCGCUCAUGGCCGCCUUCGGCUUCUGGAUGUGCUACAAGGAGAAGCCGCUGCAGGCCAAGAAAAUUGACAGCGAGAUCUGGAACAUAUUCUUCGGUGGACGGUACAUCGUGCUCCUCAUGGGUCUGUUUUCGAUGUACACGGGGCUGAUAUACAACGACAUAUUCUCCAAGAGUCUCAACAUAUUCGGAUCAUCUUGGCGGAACAACUACAAUGAGUCCACGUUGAGGGAGAAUAAGGCGUUACAACUGAACCCCGAUUCGGAGGACUAUAAGCAGUAUCCCUACGCCUUCGGUAUAGAUCCUGUUUGGCAGUUGGCUGAAGCUAAUAAAAUUAUCUUCAUGAACGCUUACAAGAUGAAGAUCUCAAUCAUCAUCGGAGUCUUCCACAUGCUGUUUGGUGUCUGCAUGUCACUCUGGAAUCAUAUCUACUUCAAGCGUCGCAUCAGUAUCUACGUAGAGUUCAUACCACAGAUUAUGUUCCUGACUCUGCUGUUCUUCUACAUGGUACUGUUGAUGUUCAUCAAGUGGACCACAUAUGGACCUUCACCCCCCUUCUAUGGUAGCCAAGAUCCAGAGAUCGUGAAGACGAGCGGCUUCUGCGCGCCGUCCAUCCUGAUCACGUUCAUCAACAUGAUGCUGUUCAAGACUGACGCCAAUACCCGCCCGCAGUGCGACCCCACCAUGUUCGCCGGGCAGAUUGGCCUGCAGAAGUUCUUCGUGAUCUUGGCGCUGAUGUGCGUCCCCGUCAUGUUGUUCGGCAAACCUUACUACCUAAUGAAGGAGCAGAAGAAGCGCGCUGCCCAGGGCCACCAGAGCAUCGAGGCGACGGCGGAGAACGGCGCGGCGGGCGGCGCGGCGGCGCCGGCGGCGGGGGCGGCGGGGGCGGCGGGGGCGGCCGGCGGCCACGACGACGACAUCACCGAGGUGUUCAUCCACCAGGCCAUCCACACCAUCGAGUACGUGCUGGGCAGCGUGUCGCACACGGCGUCCUACCUGCGCCUGUGGGCGCUGUCGCUGGCGCACGCGCAGCUGGCCGAGGUCGCCUGGAACAUGCUGCUGCGGAAGGGUCUGAAGUCGGCCGGCUACCAGGGCGGCAUAUAUCUGUACGUGGUGUUCGCCGGCUGGGCCGCCAUCUCCGUGUCCAUCCUCGUGCUGAUGGAGGGGCUGUCCGCCUUCCUGCAUACGCUGCGUCUGCACUGGGUCGAAUUCCAGAGCAAGUUCUACUCCGGUGAAGGUUACUUGUUCCAGCCGUUCUCCUUCGAGGUCAUCCUCGAUUCGGCUGGUCAGCCCGAAGAGUAAACAAACUAAAAAAAAAUACACAUGUAGCCUGUUCUAUUUAAGCUUUAUUCGAGUAGAUAAUGCGCCUUAAAUAUAUUGAAAUAAAAUCCGUUUCGUAUUAAUUAAAUGUGAACAAUGUGUAUGUACUGCUAAUUUUCAUAAGGCCGUGUUGGUAUUAUAAUGUUUGUUAGCCCUCAAAUUACUAACACAAUGUUCCUAUAUGUUUGUAUCAGUAAAUUGCUAGAAUUAGCUUCGGAAUGAAGACACACGCGCAACAUAAUUUAUCUCAAUUCUCCUUGGGAACGCAGAUGUUAUGAAAAAUGGAAAAUUACUCGCAGUUAUUUUUCAUAAUAUGAUAAUUAAAAAAGAGAUUAUCUUCGUUUAAGUGUAAUUGAUCAACAGUUCGAAUUUAAUAAGUAGAUCAGAGAGGGAAAUAUUGUGUGUACUCUGAGAUUUCGCAAACGGCCUUAUAAAAUUACCAAUUUAAUAAAACAUAAUUUAUUAACUUAACUUUGAUGUAUCUUAUUCGAUGUUUGCAAAUAGUGCAUCGUAUUAUAAGCCUUAACGAUAGAGCAUUGAUGUCUAUAUUCGCGUAAUAGAAGCGUUGCAGAGUAUUUGGUAUUCAAUGGAAGAAAAGAUCCCUUUUGUAUUUCUUUUAUAACUCAUUUUAUAAGUUCAAAUGUACUUAAAAACUUUUUGAAUUCGUCUUUUUAACCGAGGCUCUCUUUAUUUGUAAAAACAUAGAAAUUGUCGGUCCGUAGAUCACCAUGUAAUUGUUAUAUCGACCUUACGACGUAGAAAAUGUAAUUUAGCUUCUGGUUUAUCAAUUAAAGUAUAAUUCGUAGCACAG
This is a messenger RNA of Nymphalis io (European peacock), 3553 nucleotides long. It is a transcript of the gene Vha100-1, whose product is annotated as V-type proton ATPase 116 kDa subunit a 1. Gene Ontology annotation, cellular component: vacuolar proton-transporting V-type ATPase, V0 domain; plasma membrane; vacuolar proton-transporting V-type ATPase complex. The transcript has 18 exons. Gene Ontology annotation, molecular function: ATPase binding; proton-transporting ATPase activity, rotational mechanism. The record is from RefSeq and is a predicted model, not a curated record. The coding region runs from base 139 to 2724 and encodes 861 amino acids. Gene Ontology annotation, biological process: vacuolar acidification; proton transmembrane transport. Lineage: Eukaryota; Metazoa; Arthropoda; Insecta; Lepidoptera; Nymphalidae.